UAUUCAUCAAACAUGGAGUAUAAACAGGUCACAGCCUUAAUUCAGUGACUGCAAACUUAAUGCCUGGCUCAUAUUUCUCCUACGUGCAUGUAUCUUAAAAGAGGUAAACCAUCGCCUGUUACUAAUUUAACAACUGACACAACUACUUCUGCAUAGGAUGAAAAUUUUAGUGAAUUUUGUGAAGAAGAUUUUCAACAUUGUCUUUCUGAUCCUGUCUCCAGUUCGUCGACUAAUAUGCCGGCGCCGACGACACUCCGAUACUCCUAUUUUACCCUUGAAUGCCGUUUACAGUGCUCCCCACACAGUCUCCACAUCAUCUUUACCUCCCGAAGGUGAACUCCAGCCUUGGGAAUCAUGGGAAAUGGAAGACCCUGAAUAUAAGUCCAGCAGAAACCGCAACAAAAGCGAGAACGGUGAGCAAGAGCCUGAUAUCGACUUCUUCCAAGACAUGGCACCAAAAAUCAAGAGAACCACUAAAAUCCUGGUCAAGAAGGACAGCAAUGAGAAACUUGAAAAUCCAGCAAACCGUUUAGCGAUGACAUCAGAAUUCCCUGUCACACAAGACACUGAGCUUGGUAUUUGGGAAGAGAAUGGCAAAUGCUGGGAAGAGGCCAGCGAAGACCUGUCCUGGCAAGUGGACGCCACAAUCAAGGAGAAGAAACGAGUUGAGCGGGAAGCACGGCAGCAGGAACAUCUCCGGAAGAAACAAGAAAAGGAACUGGUCCGAGGCCUCAAGAAAGACAGUCCCUUUGCUGCCGUGCGUCUGUCGUGAUCUUCCGCCACCACUGCUGCUGUCAUUAGCCAUCACCAUCACCAUCCAUCCAUCAUCCUCAUCAUCACCAGUGUCAUCGUCAUCAGCCAUUUUAAUCAUCUGCAUCACCGUUGCUGUUAUCGUGUUUGUCUUCUCUUUCCUUGUUGUUGUUGUUGCUGGUACUGCGUGUCCAUAUCUCUUCCUCUCCUACCCACCCACCCACCCAUAUCACCUUCACGAUAUGGGUAGCUGGGUGGGGUGGUAGUAGGUGGGAGUUGCUAGUAGAAUUCCGACCUCUUCCUCCUUGACCCCCACACCCCAGACACUCGCACAUGCAUACACACACACACAGACACACACACAUACACACACACACACACACACACCUGUUGCUUGAUCUUCCAGAUUGCUCUCCUACCACUACCACCACCACCACCACCACCAUCACAGCACCACUACCACCACCAUUAAGGUACCAGUAUUAUUUUGCUUCUUGGACACCGAGCUGACAAGAGAACCGCUAGGUUACUCGGUCAACUAAAUAUAACAGUCAAAUUUUCCUCAAAUUAAUCUCUGACAUCUAAGAAAAGCAUAUUUUGGGUUUCUUGUACAUCUGAAAAAAACAGGAUGGUCAUGACGGGACUGCCUUUGACCUCUAGGUCAGCUCAAUCACAGCUGAGCUAUGAGUCAAUGCCUCAAUAGAUGGUGCCACCUGUCUGUGGGAUUUGUUUGUAUUUCAUUUAUUCUCUCUUUUUGUUGUUUCAUUUACUAAUUCAUUAAUUAAUCAAUUAUUUUACCCCGUUAGCAUUCAGAUUGGUCUGUCAAAUGUAAUGCUUAUUUAUUCACAUGUUUUAAAUUGAUCUUGCAUUAUCUUUAAGAUGACAGUGUGGGGCAGGUGUGAGAAGUUGGAUCUGGCUAGUUUGCACAUGAAGUAGGUAGACUAUCUGGGCUGGAUGUAACUGGCUUAAAUGCUAAAGGUUUAACUUUUUAGCAUUUAGAUUGCUUUCAAAUGUAAAGGAAAGAGUAAAGACACCCUGCGGUCAUGAAUGACCAUGGGAUUGCACCUAGAAAGUUCCCCUCUGAGGCACAUGUCUGGUCAAAUAUUGUUUAUGAGAGGCCAGCAGUUACCCAUACCUACCAGCCUCCCCUCUCCACACCAUAAUAUAUACAUAGGGUAAAGGGUUAAGACCCUCAUCAGUCAUGAAUGAACAUGGGAUUGCACCUAGAAAGUUACCCUCCGAGGCUCAUGUCCGGGCAAUAUUGUUUAUGGAAGGCCAGCAGUCGCCCAUGCAUACCAGCCUCUCCUCUUCAGAGACAUCUCAACUCAUUUUUACAACUGAAUAAAUUGGAGCAAUGUGAAAUAAAGUGUCUUGCUCAAGAACACAACGCACCGCCUGAUCUGUGAAUUGAAUUCUCUAUCUCAUGCCUGUGAGCCUGAUGCUCCAACCACUGAGCCCUGCGCCUUCACUAUCUAAUCCUUAUUUAUUCACAUUGUUUUAAAUUAAUUGUGCAUUAUCUCAGCUUUUUAUUUUUAGAAUGACAUUGUAGGGUAGGUGUGAAAGGCUAGAUCUGGCCUGUUUGCUCAUAAAGACAGGUGGACUGAUAUAGCAGGGUUUAAAUGUUAAAGAGGUGAAGUAAAUAUUUAUUUUUUUUUUUUUUCUUUCGUGAAAGAGGGUUUAGUUUGGUCGGAGUUGUUUUGUGAGAUGGUGCAUCUUUGAAGCUUUAGGAAGUGGUGGGGGAGACAAAACAAACAAAAAGAAAAAUCCUUCAAAUGUUGGCUGGUGGUGAGGUGGGGUAGGGGAAGGGACGUCAGCAAAAAAAACAACAAUAACAACGACGACAACAACAGCAACAACCAUGCAAAAAAAAUAAAACCCAACUGGAAAUGCCAUUAGUUCUCUCCCGCUAUGUUUAGCGGGUUAACAUUUUGAGGUACAGACUGAGACUAACACCUUACUUUUAAACUGAGGUACACGCAUACACAGACACACACACACACACACACACAUGCAAAAGUACACGU
Octopus sinensis (East Asian common octopus) is the source of this 2774-nucleotide messenger RNA. RefSeq names its product receptor-binding cancer antigen expressed on SiSo cells. The coding region runs from base 158 to 772 and encodes 204 amino acids. Lineage: Eukaryota; Metazoa; Mollusca; Cephalopoda; Octopoda; Octopodidae. The record is from RefSeq and is a predicted model, not a curated record. The transcript has 5 exons. Gene Ontology annotation, cellular component: secretory granule.